AUGAAACUAUACUUUAUUAUUCCAAGCAGGAUCCCACAGCUACCUCCAUCUCGGAAGGUGAGAGUGACAUCCGGGAGGGUGAGACUGUGGCAAUGAAUUACAAACCAUCCCCUCUGCAGAUGAAAAUCGAGAAACAAAGAGAGCUGGCCAGGAAGGGGUCAUUAAAGAAUGGCAAUGUCGGAAGUCCUGUCAACCAGCAACCAAAAAAGAAUAAUGUAAUGGCACGGACAAGGUUGGUUGUACCAAAUAAAGGAUAUUCCUCCCUAGAUCAAAGCCCGGAUGAAAAGCCUUUGGUUGCUCUGGACACCGAUAGUGAUGAUGACUUUGAUGUGUCACGGUAUUCUUCGUCAGGCUAUUCUUCAGCUGAGCAGAUUAACCAAGACUUGAAUAUCCAACUCCUAAAAGAUGGGUAUCGGUUAGAUGAGAUUCCGGAUGAUGAAGACUUGGAUCUUAUUCCCCCCAAAUCAGUGAACCCUACCUGCAUGUGCUGCCAGGCCACUUCCACCACCUGCAAUGUUCAAUAAUGUGACUGGCACGUUCCACUUUAAUCGUAAAAAUAACAGCCAUUGCUUCCUCCUAUGGUAGGACAUGCACUUUGUGUCCGUGUUUCAAAAAAGAGCAGACCAUCAUUUUGGCAUUCAUAAGUGGAUGUGAAUGCAGUGUUGAAUUUGUGUGUAAUAGAAGGUAACAAUUAAUCCUAAUGCUCGGCGGUAAUUGUAUCGUGUAACCCAGAUUAUAUUUGUUUUGUCCCUGCUUCAGGCCAAAGGUGGGGGGAGGGAAGAAAUGGAACAAUGCUGCAGCAUGAUUAAAAGCUCUGUCAAGAAUGGAAAGCAAAAUCCAACUGUUCUUGUGUCUACUAAAAUAACUUUGUUAUUUGAAGGGCAUUACUUCAUGCUUACCAUUCUAUUUGAAGCCAGUGAUAUUGAACUGAAAACUGGUCAACCUUUUUUUUAAACAAUCACAUUGCCUCUAUUUCAGGUUUAUGACUUUUACAUUAACAUUCAGAAUUCGAAAACAAUAGAUCUCAUUUGUUGAAGAUUUUACAAUGCUUUACCCGGGUUUUCAAGGGUAAAACCAGAAUUUUUUUUAUUUUUAUGGUGCACUCAUUUUUUUGACUGCUACUGUAAACAUUAAAUCAUAUUUGUUUUUAAACCUUUUUUUCCGCAAUAUAAUGAAAUAAUGGAGAUUUUAUUUCUGUUGGUGGGUCACUCAUUCACAGAAAAAUAUCAUGCAAGGAAGGUACAUGCAAAACACUUUAUAGGUGCAGGGGACAUAUAAUGUUAUAGAACAUAUUUGAUUUGUCAGCAGGAUAUUGGAGUGGAAGGCAGGUGGUUGUGCGUAAUGCUGUUUAGAGGUGACAAGUUGUAACAGCACCUGCCAAGCCAUGACCUCUGAGGACAAGAUAUUCAGGCGCAUGGGAACACUACGUGUAUGUUUACCUCCUAAUUACAUAUCGUUCUAACUCGAAAUGGGAUGGGGUGGAAUGUAUCACUGUUGUUUCAUCAGUAGGUCUAAAUCCUGGAACAACAUAUCUAGCAGCAUGUGAAACUACCUUCUCCACAAGGGCUACAGUGGCUCAUGAAGGUGGCCCAACACUUUUUCACAGGCAGGUAGCAAUGGGAAGUAAAUGAUGGCUUGUCAAUAAUGCCCAAAUCCCAAAAUUGAAUAAACUAAAAAAAAAGUUUUAGCCUUUCAGUUAAAAUUGUCGUGAUAAAAUCUGUUAAGUGAAUGAUUUAUUGCUGGUUUACUUGUAAAUAUAAAGAAAAAUGGGUAAAGGUGCAAAAGGCAGUGUAGAUACAGGAUUAGGGAAAUCAUGCUGGGGUGUAUUUUUUUUUAUUUCUGCAUGUAAGAAGAUAAUAAAAAUUACAGGGAUGGUUGGUUAUAGUUAUUUGCCAGUUACUUAAGCUUUUAUUUCUUAGAAUUCUGGGAAUAUUUACCUGGAAUCUGGUUUAGAUCUUGUAUUCCGGUUGUUUAUAACCAACAGUUCAGUGAUAAAGUAAGCUUGCACUAGGCUGGUUAGGUUCUAAUCAUUGCAGAAUAUGUUCAAGAUGGAUGAGUUGAAACAAAGGGCCUGUGCUUUAUGACUGUAAUUCUCUAUUGAGGAAAAAUGUAUAACUUGAAGGUUCCCAGUCUACUCUUGAAAAUGAGAUGUGCACAGAUGUAGGUUUGUGGCAGCUUUGUGGACUUUCAACGUGGUUUGGGUGAUAGAAGUCAUAUUCACUUAUUUAACAUGUUCCCUUACCAACCCACUUUAUUUGACCAGCCUGAACAAGUCCAAACGUUUGCAAUGAAAGUAAAUUAAAAUCUGUCCCGACAAGAUGAUCAUACAUCCCCGCUGUUAAAACUUUAGCGCUAUUCUGGUAUAAGUUUUAUGAACCAUGGCAUAAAAGGUAAAGAUUCCUAAUUUUACAUUUUACAAGAGUUUACAUUUCACAUUUCUUCAGUGCAGGUACUUCAAUCAGAAUAAGGAAUGACAUAUUUAAGCAGUGAACCUAGUCUAAAGUAUUUCUUAAAGCUCAUGGUUGCUAACCACUUUAAUAUAUUUAUGUAUAUGUACUUUAAAAAAACUAAGCGUUAAUAUAUUUUAUCCAUAUUGCCUCUGUAUUUUGAGUUGGACCAAAAUUAGAGGAAUAAUGUGCUCUGCCCAGCUUGGGUAGAUACUAGUGCAAAGAGAAAUUCUGAGUUGAUGUUAACACUAGAAUAAAGAAACUUUGAUACAUUUGAACUAAGGUUUUAUUAUAUGUAAGCCAAUACAAUUUGUCCAAAUUAUUAGGCAGUUUAGAGAAGUUAUCUAUAUUUUGGAUGUUGUCCCAGUGGAUCAAAUGGAGAUUAUUGAUAAAUGUCUUUCCCUCACCCCACCUCCCCCUUUCAAGAUAUUUCUGAGAAAUGAAUUAUGCUAAUUGUUUCAAUAUCACAAUGUUGUAUUGUAAAUGUUCUGGUAUGCACGUGUUCUGCGCUAAUAUUUCCAUGCAAACAGAUUUGUCUAAAUUAUUUGAUCUAUGCCUUCCAGGCAGCUGCUGCUCUUCAUUAAAGCUUCAGGUUAACAGAGCACCUUAUUCCAAUAAAUAUGAUCCUGUUGCACACACUCAUUUUAAUAUAUAAAUGUUCACUAUAUGUUGGAUUUUUGUUUAGUCUUGUGAUCUUAUUGAAAUAUCAAUUAAUAUUUGAGGAGCACUUUGUUUAUCUUUGCAAUGUAAAUUUGACCAUUUCAAAUUAAUCUUACCGUUAAGAAAUGUUCUAUUUUGUUGCAAAACAUAAAUGCACAUUGAAAAUCUGAAAUGACAGAAAUUCUGAAAAUGCAAGCCUUGUUAUUAACAGAUUAAUAUUUUAUAAUUAAGAGGCUUUCCCUAUCAGAUUAUCCUUUUCUCUUAAAAUUCAUAAAAAAUUGCAACAGAAUGGAAUAUUAGUCUUAUUGUGCAAAAUUAAAGUUUGUAAAACACUAAACUUGUGCUGUUAGAGAUGCAAGGAACUGCAGAUGCUAAAAUCUUGAGAAAAUCACUGUGAUGUUCAGGCUGUGGAGGGAAUGGACAGAUUAUGUUUUAGGUUGGAACCUGGCUUCAGACCUGUUGCCCUUUUUAUACAUCCAUUUUUACAUUGUCUUUUCAACUGCAUGUUCAUUUCCUUAUCUAUUAUCCUUAUCAAUGCUGCAGUGAAACAUUUUGAGUUCAAUAUUCUUUGUAUGAAAAUAAGUUUAAUUUUGCCAUAAUUCUCUUUGUGAUAUUCCAUCUGUAAGGCGAACUAUAGCCAUACAUGUGACAGACAUCAACGAGGUAUUGAUUAGUAUUAUUUAGUUGCCCUUUUAUAUUUAUUAUUUUUUAUGUGCAUUUCAGAUAUCUUUAAUUUUCAAAACCUGUUCUGGAAUCUGCUUUCCCAUUGUUUCCACAACAAGCGUUUUGUACAUAGUGCAUUAAAAUUAAUUAGUCAUAUUAUCUGCAUUCUAGUUCAUAAUGCUAACACAUCACUUUCUAAACUUUUUAAUAUAUGGAAACCUACUUUUUUCCCCCUCUGGCAAAGCUUUCACUUUUCAAGCAUCCUUCCUAUGUGCUGGAUAUACAGAAUUAAUGACAACAAAUUACCAUCUUAUUAAUACCAGCACUCUUGGUCUUCGCUAUAACUGCUUCACAUAGUUUCAUGCUUUAUCUAUUCUUCAGCAUGUUUAAACUUUAUGCUCCAGUCCCAAAUCUACUUUCUUUACUCCUUUUCUAUAUUGUUUUGUGCUCAUUAUACUUCAGUCCUUUAUUAAGUUGCUACCACUCAACCAUCAUUCCAGAUUUGAACUGUACUUUGGAUAAUUUCAUAGUUAUCUUCUGUGCUAAUUUCAACAUUCUCCAAGAGAUCUAUCAAAACGAUACAUCGUCCAGCCCUGUUCAAUUCUGUGUUCUCCUGUCUCUCAUGCUCUCCAAAAGGUUAAUUUACCCAAAUAAGUGUAUUGUCCAUUUCCCCGUCAAAGGUUUUGGUCACAUUCCCAUCCCCUAUUCACUGAUUUAUGUGGGUUCUCCAAUAUACCGUUUCAUCCUCAUUUUAUGAUUUAGUUAUUCCCAGGCACGUCAUAUCCUUGGGGCCUCUCUGCCCUCGAAUUGAUGCCUUGUUCCUUCGCCUUUGUCCCUUUGCCCACUUCUCAGUGAAAGCACCUUCAGCUACUCUGCCUGCAUGGGAAAUGUCCUUAUCUCCCUAACCUUCCCUUAUGACCAACAGAUGGAUCUACACUAGUCCCACCUGCCUGCGUUUGGUCCAUAUUCGUCUAAACCUAUCCUAUCCAUGCACCUGCAAAUAUUUAUUUAAUGUUGUGAUAAUACUUGCCUUAACCACCACCUCCGCCAGCUUGGUCUAUAUACCUCCCACCCUAUGUGUAAAAUAAAAUAGGUUACACCUCAUGCUCCUAUGAAAUCUCCUUUCUCCCCCCCCCCCCCCCCCCAGUCUUCUGGAUUAGGCAUGUUUCCACCCUUUUUUCUUUAAAAUAUUAAGUUGAACAUUCAACGGGAAAUUUGAAAUAAUUAAGUUGUUUCAAACCACAGACUUAUCUAUUUAAAAUAAAAGUGUGCAAUUCCUACAAUAUUGAAAAUAUGUGCAGGUUUAAAUAAAAUUCACAAUUUAAAAAUGUAUAACUAUGUACUCCCAAAUUUAAAAUCAUCAUUUUGUUUUUGGACUCUAAUGUUAACUAUGCUACUUCCAGAUUUACCAAAGGCAAGAAUAUGCAAAAUUAAAUCAGGUUAACAGGGGAAAUGUGUACCUUCCACAGAUUUUAGUGUGCAGGACCAUGAUUGGUUUUUUGUACCUGUUGUAAGACAACUCCACUAAACAUAGCAAAGUGCAAUAAUGUUCCAUGCUGUAAUUAAUACUCUUUGAUAUUUUAAUUUGAAAUUAUGUUAUAUCAUUUAAUUAAUGGACAAUUUAAUUGUGCCAAAAUUAAAGUUUCCAGUUACCCAACAAUCCUUCAGCAUGUGAAAGGGGG
Molecule: messenger RNA, 5452 nt
Organism: Amblyraja radiata (thorny skate)
Lineage: Eukaryota; Metazoa; Chordata; Chondrichthyes; Rajiformes; Rajidae
Gene: fam219aa
Product: family with sequence similarity 219 member Aa
Exons: 5
Coding region: 93-524 (143 amino acids)
Source: RefSeq, a predicted model, not a curated record